Messenger RNA from Naegleria fowleri, 999 nucleotides. RefSeq lists its product as uncharacterized. The coding region runs from base 1 to 999 and encodes 332 amino acids. NCBI's taxonomy places the organism in Eukaryota, Heterolobosea, Eutetramitea, Acrasida, Naegleriidae. The transcript has a single exon. The record is from RefSeq and is a predicted model, not a curated record.
AUGAUGAUUCAACCAUUCAUUAGCAGCAGCAGUUGGGGUGGUAGUAGCAGUAGUAUUAAACUCUUCUUCCAUCCCAUUCGACGUCGUUCCUUAAUCGUUGCCUCUCUUGCACUUCUUCUUUUGUUCAUCUUAAUUUUCUGUACCUACAUUCAAUGUCAACCACAACCACAACCACCGUAUGGAACGGGAUAUUCUGGCAGUCCAUAUGCACGAAGAAGAAGAAGAAGACGUCGUAGAAACAGAUGUCGUGGUCGUAAUUGUCGAAGAAGAAGACGAAAUCAAAGAAGACGUCGUCGUAGACCGGACCAAGUUGGUGGUGAAGGACAAGGUGGUGAAGGACAAGGAGGUGGUGAAGGACAAGGUGGUGGUGGACAAGGUGGUGAAGGACAAGGAGGUGAAGGUAGUGAAGGACAAGGAGGUGAAGGACAAGGAGGUGAAGGACAAGGAGGUGAAGGACAAGGAGGUGAAGGACAAGGAGGUGAAGGACAAGGUGGUGAAGGACAAGGAGGUGAAGGACAAGGUGGUGAAGGACAAGGAGGUGGUGGACAAGGAGGUGGUGGACAAGGUGGAGGACAAGGUGGUGGCUCUUUUCAACCACCUUACCCUGGUUGGAGAUGGAGAGAUCCUUGGGGAAAUCCUUAUGGUGGUGGUUAUGGUUAUCCAGGCCAAGGAUAUCCAGGAGGUUAUGGCUAUGGUUAUGGCUAUCCAGGAGGUUAUGGCUAUGGUUAUCCAGGACAGGGUGGUGGUGGUGGACGUGGUGGUGGCAGACACAAAAGAGCUUUUCAAUUCAAAAGUAGUGAAGAGAAUGAGAGUUCUGAUGGACAAGGUGGAGGACAAGGUGGUGACGAAUAUUCUCCAGAGAUUGAGGAUGAGGUACGUCCUCGUUGUCGUGGUUAUGGUUGUUAUCGUUAUGGUCGUCGUCGACGUCGUCCGGAUCCCUCUCGUCGAUAUCGACAACGCUAUGGAUACUACAAACCUCGUUAUGGCAGCAAGUAUUGA